AUGAUUUGUCAAGAAACAGAGUUAAAGGAGUUAUUUAAGAGAGAACACUUUCACUUUGUCCGAAAUCCUUAUAUCAAAGAGAAAAUUGAAAUAUUGGUCGAUAAUCCUUACCUCGAAUUUACUAACCUUUGCCAAAUUCCUUUAGGCAAAGAACCAAGAUUAUACGGCAAUCUCCAAAAG
This is a messenger RNA of Ambispora gerdemannii, 180 nucleotides long. The record is from the annotation of a GenBank genome assembly. NCBI's taxonomy places the organism in Eukaryota, Fungi, Glomeromycota, Glomeromycetes, Archaeosporales, Ambisporaceae.